UCGGACGCAGGAUGAGGAAGUGGCGGCGGCGCGGCGACUCCGGGCGGACACGUUUGUGAGGAGCGGAGCGUCUGCGGGCUGGCACGCCACAACAAAUCGGCGACCACAACACCGCGGGCACAGACGCGGAGCCCGAGGCUCGGGGCCUUGGCGGCCGAUUGCUAUUUCUUUCUCUGUGUGCGAGAGCGGGCCCCGGACCGAGCCUGGGCCAGCGGGAGGGAAGCGGGUCUCCAUUGAAGGCCUCCCGGCUUCCAGGCGGCGGAUUUCGGGGCUAGACGAAGGGACGGGGAGAGCCCGGGGGAGGGGCGGGGGUUUUUUCUUUGUGCCUUCGCGGGAAGCGGCGGGAGGGGCACUCCCCCCCUUUCCGCCCUGACCCCACGCCCCAGGCCCGCUGCUCGGCCCGAAGAUGCUACCCCUGAAGAAGUACUUCACCGAGGGGCUGAUCCAGUUCACCAUCCUGCUGAGCCUGAUGGGCGUGCGGCUGGACGUCGACUCGUACCUGAACGCGCAGCUGCCCCCGCUGCGGGAGAUCAUCCUGGGCCAGAGCUCGGCCUACACCCAGACCCAGUUCCACAACUGGCGCAACAGCCUGGGCGGCUACGACCUUCACCCCAAGAGCGUGGACCUGGACUACUACUUCACGGCGCGCCGGCUGCUGCUCAACGACGUCCGCGGCCUCGACCGCCUGCUGGUGCCCAGCACCGAGCUCAGCGCCUGGCUGGUGCACGGCGGCCGGGAGGCCGACAGCUCGGUGGCGGCCUCGCAGCCCGCCCUGCCCUUGGACAACCCGGGCGGCGUGAACGAGGCGGCGGUGGCCGAGAGCAGCGGCAGGGACAAUGGCUCGCCCCCCGAGCAGCUAGAGGAGACCCUGGGGGCUGUCGGAUUGCCCAUGAGCAGCGAGCUGACCAAGGAGGACAUCGAUCUGAUUGACGUUCUCUGGAGACAAGACAUCGAUCUGGGCGCAGGGAGAGAGGUGUUUGACUACAGCUGCAGGCAGAAGGAGAGCGAGCGCGGAAAGGAGGAGCAGAAGCAGAGGAGUGACGAGGAGAGCGGAAAUGGGAGGGACGGUUUGCCGCAGAGCGCCGUUGCGGUGGACGGGGAGACCGGAGAACGCCUUCCCGUUCAGGUGCCGGACGUGGUCGAGCAGGCGUCCUCCUUUGAGGAGUGCCUGAGGCUCCUGGAGGAGACAUUCCCCUUCGCUGCUGAUUCUCAGUUUCCAGCUGCCGUGUCCUCGGAGCUGAAUGAAGCUUUAGAUAGCGCUCUGUCCAGUACCCGUGAGAGCCCGGCCACUUCCUCACAGACGGCCCUCCUGUCACCUUUGCGGCCGUCGGAGACUCCGUUAGACUUGGAGCAGCAGUGGCAGGACCUCAUGUCCCUUAUGGAACUCCAGGAUAUGGAAGUGGCCAAUGGAGGGGCAUCGUUCAGCGAUGACGCUGGCAGCAGCGUUUCUGACUUGUCCGUCGGCUACGACCAGCCGCCGGCCACCGCCAUCAAUCACGACGUCAGCCUUCACGACGCCACCUUGCCCUCGUGCGGCCAGGACUUCCAGCCCUUCUUCAACCCCACCCUGGAGAACGCUCCCGCGGGCCACAGCCCUCCCCCCGGCCUCCAGCGGCUGGCGUCCACCAACUCCACCAGCUUCGACGCCGCCUUCGGCUGCGCCAACUUCACCGGGCUGCUGUUCCCGCACGCCGCCAAUGGCACCAGCAACGAGACGGGGCCCUCGGUGAUGCCCGACUCCCUGUCCAGCCUGCUGGACGACGCCAUGCUGGACGAGAUCAGCCUGAUGGACCUGGCCAUGGAGGAAGGCUUCUGCCCGAUGGCUUCCCAGAUCGAAGAGGAGCUCGACUCCGACUCGGGCCUCUCCCUCGACUCGAGCCAGAGCCCAGUGUCCCCCAGCAGCUCGGAGUCGUCCUCGUCCUCCUCCUCCUCCUCCUCCUCCUCCCUGUCGUUCUCCGAGGAAGGGGCCGUGGGCUACAGCACCGAUUCGGAGGCAGCAGAUUCCGAGGAGGGGGAAGGGGCGGUGGGCGGCUACCAGCCCGAGUUCAGCAAGUUCUGCCGGAUGAGUUACCAGAAUCCCAGCUUUUACCGCUCCCUGCCGCACCUGGAUCCGGUCAACCACAACCACACCUACAACCUGCCCCCCGGGGCCUCCAUCUCCGGGCAGCAGCCGUACCCCACCCCGGGGAAGAAAGCGGCCUUGAAGGAAGCCCACCCGAGCCGCAUCGAUCUGCACCUGGGACGCGACGAGCGCAGGGCCCGGGUGCUGAAGAUCCCCUUCUCCAACGACAAGAUCAUCAACCUGCCCGUCGACGAGUUCAACGAGCUGCUGUCCAAGCACCACCUGACGGAGGCGCAGCUGACCCUGAUCCGCGACAUCCGGCGCCGUGGCAAGAACAAGCUGGCGGCCCAGAACUGCCGGAAGCGGAAGCUGGACACCAUCCUGAACCUGGACCAGGACGUGGAGCACCUGAAGAAGCAGCGGUCCCGGCUGCUGAAGGAGAACGGCGAGUUUGCCCGCUCGCUGCGGCAGAUGAAGCAGAAGCUGCAGGAGCUCUACCACGAGGUGUUCGCCUGCCUCCGCGACGAGGAGGGCCGCCCCUACUCCCCCAGCCAGUACUCCCUGCAGUACAGCAACGACGGCAGCAUGCUGGUCAUGCCUCGCGCCCUGACUGCCCAGCAAGGGAAGCCGGACAAGAAGAACAGCAAGAAGAAUAAAUACGAGUUGAAGUUUAUUAACUGUCGUCGUCGGGGAGAUAUCCCUUCUUUGUGUGAACUCUUACCGUACAGUCAGACUUUCUCCCUCUCUCUUUGUGCGGAAUCAGGCCCGUAUCCCCGAGCUGGGGGUUGGAGCUGAAGCGUAAAUAUAUAUGUGUAUGUAUGUAUGUGUGUGUGUGUGUGGGGGGGGGGGGUGUUGUGUUACUCGCUCUGAAUACUGAGCCGGGUGAAAAGUAGCGGCUGCCACAGCGACCUUUUAAAUGGGGCUCUUUAUUUCGCUUUGACACGCCAGCGUCCUGUCCCUCCCCAAUUUAUAAUCCUCAGCCCCCUCCCUUCAAUUACCUCGGUGUGCUCGGUAACAGGGGCUGGCGGGGAAGGGUGGGGGUGGGAGGGGUUGAUCAGACCCCACACGGGAGACCAGCGCGGCGCCGCCUGUCCGUCGCACCCGAAACCUGUGCGGGAUGGUCUUUUGAACUCGCCGGGACAGUUCCUCUCUCUCUCUCUCUCUCGACCUGGGAAGCCCCCGGGUCCAGCGGUCCCUGCAAGCGCCCCAAACCGGGGUCUCCCCCUAGUUGCAAUGGACAUCUUCUGUGUCUCGUCAAUUGCCCUUCGCUCUCCGCGGGGCGUAGCGGAUUUGGCCGUGGGAUCUCGUCCGCCGGAGCUGAUUUCUGCACAGUGGGAUCGCGACCCUGUCUCAGCGGGGUAUGAGGCUCACCGGCCACCCACACCUGGUUCAGCCCGCCUGACUGCUGCCCCGCCCCCCCCCCCGGAUUGGACGCGGCAAGCCCUUUCACCGAAGGCACUGCCCCUCCCUGGACACCCCAUACACUCCAGAACAGUGUGUAUCAGGACCGUAAGACCUACGGGCAGAAUUGGAACAUUUGCCCCAUCGAGUCUGCCACGUUACUACCCCACCACCCCCUCCCAAACCCGUUCUGCCGCCUCCUCCCCCUAACCUCUGACGGUGGGGUCUCCGGAGUGGGGGGGCGGUCGGUGUUGUGGUUGUAAAUCCCGCAGGAGCGGCCAAGGGAGUCCCAAGUUAAUUAUCGGUCACAGGGACUCCUCCCCGACUCGCUUGACCGACAAGUGGAGGAAAGGGUGGGUUCGGAUUAAAAUCUGUGGUUGGAUGCUGGGGGGGGGGGGGGGGAAAGACAGCCUUGUGUGCCGGGCUCCGGUCCGCCGGGGGGCUUCCCGCAGGUGAAAUCCCGGGCAGGCGCCGCGGUAAUUCGGCUGGGGCCCGGGACCUAAUAUCGCCGGCAGAUCAUUAACCCGUUAUUCGCCCGUGCACAAGAGGCAAACCCGAGUCCGCUUUCUCCAGUCUCCACCCGAGCUGGCGGGUUACGGAAGGGUCCCGCUUACUGAUACUUGAUAGCCGAGUUAGGGGGGAGGGUGGCGUAGGAGAGUGAAAUCCCGGUUCAGGCCCCGACCGGGCUCGCCCACUACUGCUCGGAAGGUAUCGCCGGUGAAUUUGGUCGCCCUUCACCAACCUGUCGCUGUGCGCUAACUCCUCACUGUCGGGCCCCUGCACAGUAACCAGUAACCUCCCUCCCGUUCGUCUGUCUGUUUUAAUUUAAGAUUUUUUUUCCUCUCUCGGAUGAUGCUGUCUCCCGCUCGUUUUCCUGUCAGAUUUUUUUUUCACAUCAUGAUGUUGCUUGUAACUAAGUGUCUGGAAUUAUUAUUUUUCAGGGAAUCUCUCCAUUCUGUUGUAUAUAUUUGCAUUUAUACGGAUACUAGCAGCAAACCAGGAUUGUUUGGGGGUGGGGGGAGAGAACUCAAUAAAUUAGUUAUAUUUUCA
Hypanus sabinus (Atlantic stingray) is the source of this 4513-nucleotide messenger RNA. It is a transcript of the gene nfe2l1b, whose product is annotated as nfe2 like bZIP transcription factor 1b. Gene Ontology annotation, molecular function: RNA polymerase II cis-regulatory region sequence-specific DNA binding; DNA-binding transcription factor activity, RNA polymerase II-specific. Gene Ontology annotation, cellular component: nucleus. The record is from RefSeq and is a predicted model, not a curated record. Bases 407 to 2857 code for a protein of 816 amino acids. Gene Ontology annotation, biological process: regulation of transcription by RNA polymerase II. Lineage: Eukaryota; Metazoa; Chordata; Chondrichthyes; Myliobatiformes; Dasyatidae. The transcript is spliced from 6 exons.